Dermochelys coriacea (leatherback sea turtle) is the source of this 2792-nucleotide messenger RNA. Its product is annotated as myocardial zonula adherens protein-like. The transcript is spliced from 13 exons. The coding region runs from base 25 to 2226 and encodes 733 amino acids. Gene Ontology annotation, molecular function: transcription elongation factor activity. NCBI's taxonomy places the organism in Eukaryota, Metazoa, Chordata, Testudines, Dermochelyidae. The record is from RefSeq and is a predicted model, not a curated record. Gene Ontology annotation, biological process: maintenance of ER location; transcription elongation by RNA polymerase II; intracellular signal transduction. Gene Ontology annotation, cellular component: nuclear envelope; intracellular anatomical structure; RNA polymerase II, holoenzyme.
CAACCCUACCAUGUACCGAAUGGAAUGUCUACAGGGAAGUUCUCUGAUGGCAUGGUGUAUGGUGUGGUGCACAGGACUGACAAUAACCAUAAGAAGGAAAUGGUGGUUUAUGGGUGGUCAGCUCAUCAGCUGAAAGAAGAGAUGAAUUACAUUAAAGAUGUGAGAGCAACUUUGGAAAAAGUAAGAAAGAAAAUGUAUGGAGAGUAUGGUGAAAUGAAACGGAAAAUACAGCAACUUACAAAUGAAUUGACAAUAACAAAUGUUGAAAAAGAAUCCUUACAGAGUCAUAUGCAAGUGCAGGCUGCAGCCUUGGAUAGCUUCAGUGAAAUGAACGGCUCCUUGACAUCUGCAUCAAUUGAGUUGCAGAAAACUUUAGUGGAUGUUAGUUUGGAGAACACAGAUAUAAGGGAUCAAAUAAGGAAUUUAAAACACACACAUGAGCAGUCCAUGGAAAAACUGAAAGAAAAGCAAAAACAGCUGGAAACAGCCCAAGUUGAAAAUCAGCUACUGAAACUAAAGGUAGAAUGCUCUCAAGAAGCCAAUGCUGAUGUAAUGAGAGAGAUGACCAGAAGACUGUACAGCCAGUAUGAAGAAAGACUACAACGAGAAGAACAGAAACAUAUAGCUGAGAAAGAAACUCUAAUAGCAGAAACAAAUAGACUUCUGAAGGCCAUUGAGGAGGCAAAUAAGAAGAUGCAAAUUACAGAGACAAGUAUACAGGAAAAAGAUGAGAGGAUUGGAGAGCUGGAUCAGUUCAUUCAGCGCAUGGAAGAGGAACGCCACCAACUACAAGAACAACUGGUACAACAUGAAAUCCAGAUAUCUGGAGCAAAAUCUCAAACCGAUUCAGACAGACAGAGGUCACAGCAUCUGGAAGAUGUUGCAGCUGGUCUUAGAGAACGAAUCAAACAUCUGGAUGACAUGGUCCAUUGCCAACAGAAGAAAGUCAAACAUAUGGUUGAAGAGAUUGAAAUACUAAAGAAAAAGAUCAAGCAAAAGGAAUUGUUUAUAAUGCAGCUUCUAGAAAAAAUUUCUUUCCUAGAAUGUGAGAAUAAAGAAUUACAAGACAGGUUGGACUACUUAAUGGAAACCCAGCCAAGGACUAAUGUAGAAACAAGAGAGAUCGGAGUAGGAUGUGAUCUUCCAUCCAGGACAUUUAUUUAUAGACUUCCAGAUAAAGGUAAAAAGAUCUCUGAUUUUGUUGAAAAGCUGAAGCUUGCCAUAGCACAACAGGAAGAAUUAAAGAGGACAACUGAACUGUUGUCUGUUGUUAGACUGGAGUUUCAGACAAAACAAGAGGAGAUUAAUACAAACAAGCAAAGAGUUGCCCUGAGUGAGAACAAAUCAACAAAUAAAGUUUUCUCAUCUAUUUAUAAAAACUCUACUACUCUCGUAAACAAAACUUCUGCAAUUGUUUUGCAAGACAAGGAAGAUGAAUGUACCGAGAAAAGAGACACACAUACAGCUUCUUCAAAGGGCCAUAAAAAACUUGAUCAAAUAGAGAGUAUGAUAGAAGACCAGGCAAAAUCUCACAAAAGUGAAUCCAAUUUAAAUUCAUCCACAAUCAGCCUAAUGAAAAUUGAUCAGCAGAUACCUAAAUACAGUUCUCUGGGUGAAACAGAAAGUGCAGUGGAUGCUUCAGGCAACAGUGGUGACAUGCUGGUGGAUGCCUUUGAAAGAGUUGCAGUUGGAGAUGGGAAUAACAAUGAAAGAAAAUCAGAAAAAGAACUGAACACUGCUAAAUUUAAGAAGAAUCCCUUUGGAAGCUUUCCCACCACGUCAUCAAAAAAGCCACAUUAUAUUGAAGUUCUAGAAUCAAGAGCUAAGAACACAAGAGCUAAAAAUAAAUUUAAAACCAACGUAUUACCAGCUGAGUGGAGUGGCUCAUCUCAUGAUUCCUCACCUAGUCGUUCACCUAGGAGACUUGGAUCUUCAAUUUCUGAAGAAGAAAGACGUCUUAGAGAUAAGAAACAUCUGGAUGACAUCACAGCAGCCCGGCUGCCACCACUUCAUCAUGCACCUACCCAACUGUUAUCUGUAGAAGAAUCAAUAGCAAUUCAGACACGGCAAAAAGAAAUAUAUGAGGAAAUCCAAGCAAAACUUGCCGCACAAAAGCUAGCAGAAAGGUUGAAUAUUAAAAUGGUCAGGUAUGAACCUGAGGGGGAAACCUCAAUGAAAUAUAGAGAAGUGAGGGAUGAGGAAGACUACCAUUCAUUGGAAGACUGAGUUCAAAAAGGAAACUAUCUGGCAAUGGACAGUGUAAUUGAUCUCUUGCGCUAUCCUUUUAAAAACUCGAUAACCAGGAUUCUUGGCCUUGUAGAUUGCUAUGUUUGCUAGAGUAGAUGUGGCACUGCAGCUCUGGGAAGGGAUUAAUCGUUUGAGUACAAAUGAUAUUGGUAAACACCAAUGUGACCUGAUUUUCAUACGCAGAGAGUGUGCUCAGUGCCUCUGAAAAUUGCUCAUUGGGCUUUAUAUAGCUCAGCUAAAGUAGCUGUUCAAGCAGUGACAGACUGUCUACAAGAAGAUGGUUAUAGUUGGAGGAAAAAUGAAUGUAAAAGGAAUAAUAUAUUUUUCCACCCCUUUAAACCUAUUGUGAAUAGAUAAGAACUCUGAGUUAUAAAAUAACUCAAAUCCUCUUCAGGCUCUAAGGGACAUUCUCUCCAGUUAUGGUGACCCUUGUUAAGCAAAUCUAAAGAUUUAAUUAAUUUGAAGACUAAUAUUUUCUAUUAAAGGCCUUGGUGUUGUUUUUCUUCAUACUAUUUUUGUACAUUGAUUAAACUUUUGGAAUACUA